Messenger RNA from Callorhinchus milii (elephant shark), 3197 nucleotides. RefSeq names its product ER lipid raft associated 1 (gene erlin1). The transcript is spliced from 12 exons. Gene Ontology annotation, molecular function: ubiquitin protein ligase binding; cholesterol binding. NCBI's taxonomy places the organism in Eukaryota, Metazoa, Chordata, Chondrichthyes, Chimaeriformes, Callorhinchidae. Gene Ontology annotation, cellular component: endoplasmic reticulum membrane; endoplasmic reticulum. The coding region runs from base 76 to 1131 and encodes 351 amino acids. Gene Ontology annotation, biological process: SREBP signaling pathway. The record is from RefSeq and is a predicted model, not a curated record.
GGGCGGGGCGAUGAGAUGAGGAGUGGCGGUGACCGGUUUCGCACAGGGACUCGCGGGGCUCUGGGAUAAGCAAGGAUGACAAUGACUCAUGCUGGAGCAGUAGUGGCUGCAGUUGCUGGAGUAGUAGCUUUCUUCCUUUACUCUUCUAUACAUAGGAUAGAAGAAGGGCAUCUUGGUGUUUAUUACAGAGGUGGUGCUUUAUUAAUCAGUCCAAGUAGCCCAGGGUACCACAUUAUGAUCCCGUUCAUCACUAGCUUCCGAUCUGUUCAGACAACAUUGCAGACUGAUGAGGUGAAAAAUGUACCUUGUGGAACAAGUGGUGGAGUCAUGAUCUAUUUCGACAGAAUAGAAGUGGUGAAUAUGCUUGCUCCAAGUGCAGGUCAGCACAUGGCUUUUUUGAAAGUGUAUGAUAUUGUUAAGAACUACACAGCAGAUUAUGACAAGGCGUUGAUUUUCAACAAAAUUCAUCAUGAAUUGAACCAGUUCUGCAGUGUCCAUACCUUGCAGGAGGUCUACAUUGAAUUGUUUGAUCAGAUAGAUGAAAACCUGAAGUUGGCUCUACAAAAAGACCUGAAUGUUAUGGCACCUGGGCUUACUGUACAGGCAGUGCGAGUUACAAAGCCUAAAAUACCAGAGGCGAUUCGAAGAAAUUUUGAACUUAUGGAAGGAGAGAAGACCAAGUUGCUUAUUUCGGCACAGAGGCAAAAGGUUGUAGAAAAAGAGGCUGAAACUGAAAGAAAGAGAGCUAUUAUUGAGGCAGAGAAAUUUGCUCAGGUAGCAUCGAUUCAGUUUCAGCAAAAGGUAAUGGAAAAGGAAACUGAGAAAAAGAUUUCAGAAAUUGAAGAUUUUGCAUUUCUAGCCAGACAAAAAGUGAAGGCGGAUGCUGAAUUUUACACUGCUCAGAAAGCUGCACUGGCAAAUAAGAUGAAACUAACUAAGGAGUAUUUGGAGCUCAUCAAAUACCAAGCCAUCGCAGCGAACAGCAAGGUCUAUUUUGGCAGUGAUAUCCCGGAUAUGUUUGUGGAUACCAGUGCUUUUCAGCACAAUGCUGGAAUGAGGACCAAUCAAGCUUCCAGUGAGGGUGAUGACUCCGUUGGAUUCACAUCUGAAGCAACACCAAAUAAGAAAUAAAAAAGGACUUCUCUGAGAGAGGACCUUAGUUUAAAGCAAAGAUGACACACUGCUUUGUUAAAUAAUGCAGAAUACUGAUUGCACAAUGUUGUUGGGUUGUGAUAAGAUGAACUUUGGUCAAGAACCAUGCACUAAAACAUUGGGUAAAGUAUUACACAUAGGGUGAGGGAUACCCAAUGGGUUUUAUACAAUAAUGAAUGCUAAAAUAGCAUCCAUGUGAAAUUUCUACGCAGUACUGACAUUUACUGUCUAUGUGUGCAUUUUCCCCAUAACAUUAAUACUACACAACAAAGCUGCUCUGUCUGAUGUAUCCUGUUGCUCCUGAAUGUCUGGACACAAAAUGGAUGUUUAGGUCUUUUUUGAAUUUACAAAGGCCGGCAGUAGGGAUUACUUUGUGUGCUUGUAGGGACAUCACAAUAUUAUGAUCUGUCGGGAUAUCAAACGCAUUAGAUAAAGCCGAAAGGAAGAAAUAAUUUGGACAGAUGUAAACGAGGCUUUAAAAUAAAAUAACUGGACAGACUAAUACCUUGAUAACGGGUCGAUAGAAAAAUGCUGUAAUAGGGUUACAACAUGAUAGCUAUUUUAGUAUUCCUGUUACCUAAACACUAUUUGAAACUGUGAGCUAACAUCUCUCCUGCUUCACCACCUGUUCGCUGAUACCGUAUAUCAUCCAUAAAACAUUUUUCCUGAAUUUUCAGUUGGAUUUGGGAACUCUGGAAAGGUGAUGUUCAUGGCGGUCUAUAAAAUUGGUCUGUAGCAUGAGCGAGUUAAACAUUGUCCAGAAAGCAUCCGUAUGUUGUUUUUGUAAUGCAAGUCGCGUCUUAUUGAAGGACCGUCACCUUUUUUUAGGCUCAGUGGGGGUAGCCUGUUCUGCAAUGUUCAGUUUCAAGCCAUCAUAUGCACCAGUGGGUUAACAUUUUGUGAUAUGUUUGCAGUGUUAAUUAGUCAUUUAAUAUGUUACAAAACCUCACCUCAAAGUAACCUCAAAUGAAGAACGGUGUACAAAAUGGCGCUGAAAAGUAUUGCCAUGUAUUUCUAAAUGGUGUUGGUGCCCUUUGAGCUCUUAAAAUGACUUAAUUAUUUAAACACUUAAAUAGUUGAAUUUGGUACAAUUGUAUGAACAGAGUUUGGGAUUAACCCUUAAAGUUGCCUGCAGGUGUCAUCCACAUUCCCAAUGGAUGUCAAAGCAUUAAUCUAUCAAUAAAUUUGAUUGAACUCUUCUACUAAAUAGGUUGAGAAAGUGAAUUGAAAACAAAUACAUGGAUGCAUUAACUCUACAUUCCACUGCAAAGACUCCUACUCCUGUUAAGAUAAUUUAGUAUAAGCAUAUACUAAUUUAUUUUUGAUACAGUUCUUAGAUGAAAACCUUUCACAUCAUGCUGUGUAGUUACUUUCCUCUUGUAGUGCUCUUUUAGCUUUUAUAUGCAAAAACAUUUGUAUUGAGCUGCCACUGGAUUUUUCCAUGUUUCUUAAGGUUUUGAUGUCAAUUGAACAACUGUUCUUUUGAAUAUGAAAUAUUUCUCAAAAGUAUAAAGCAGUGCCUGUCUCAAAUGAAUAUACAAUUUUAUAAAAAUUACAUACCACAAAAAUAAUUCUUUGUGUGGUUUUAGGUGUAGGGGGUUUAUUUUGCUUUUUUGACACAGGCCAUACAAUGCAGAUUAAUAUUUGCAGAUUAACUCUUUUUGAUUUGGGAAGCAAAUAAAAAGGUAUUUACACUUCCCAGGGUUCCAAUGUUGUGUAAUGUUGUUCUGAUUACUUUCAGGAAAGUCAAAGUUUAUUUUAAUGCUUCUAGGAAUUAAUGGAACUUGGUUGAGUUUAAGUUUACAACACCAUUUUUGAAAAAUCUGCCAAUUUCUGACUUAACACAAGAUCUAAGUGUUAAGUUCAUUUUGUAAGAUGCUUUUGUGGACUAUUGAGUUAAAUUCAUGCCCCCAAAUCAAAUGUUCUUGGAGAGAGGCUUUGAGAAAAGAAUUUAAGCCACUAAGAACAAUUUUGUAAUGUGAAAUUAGAGGCACGAAAUAUUCUUUUUCAACAUCUGUCACAAAAAUAAACUUAUUUUGAUACCA